UAGCCAGCAGCUCGUUUAUCUACCGCACAGGUGUGUGUGUGUCUCUUUCUCUCCCUCUCUCUCUGUGUGUUGACUCGUCCUUUUUUGUGUCAAAUACCGAAAGCUCCAGAUGACAAACUAAACGCAGGAUGACUGGAAUAUUUCCUAAAAACUACGGGAACAACAAGAAGAAAGAAAAGCGGAGCUAAUGUCAACCAGCUGUAUGGUUAUCAUGUUGGCCCGAGCAGGACAGCACAGAAAUUUGACAGCUUAUUUUUAGUCUUUUAUUUCAUUUAACAGGCGCUCAGCUGUAGGCACCAUUGAAGCACCACUACAUUAUUAAGGCUUCAACAACCUGUGAUUGAUCCAGAUAAUCUACGGAGGGAAAAGUUCAACAACCUCCAGCCUCCUCUCCUCCUCUUCCCCCUCCAUCCUCAACUGUCACUCUACCUCUCCAUUCAUCGUCCCCCUCUCUUUGGAUCAUUUAUACGUCCACCUUCCUUCCUUUCCCCUCCACCUCCUCGUCUCCUUCUGACAUGGCCUCGGCCCAGUCGGAGCAGUCCAGCGUCCUGCAGGAGGAGCUCACCUGCCCGGUGUGUCUGGACUUGUACCGGGACCCCCACCUUCUUCCUUGCGGCCAUAACUUCUGUAAGACCUGUCUGGACCGGUUAAAGCGGCAGGCGGACCGAGGCCGCCUCCGCUGCCCGGAGUGCCGCGACAGCCACCGAUGCAGCACCAACUUUCAGAAAAACUUCAAACUCGCCAACAUCGCCGACGACUACCGUCACCGUCGUAGAGCCAGUACAGCGGCCGCUACUGCAGUAAAAUCCAGAGAGUUGUUGACGUCUUCUCUGCCGACGCAGCAAGCCAAGAGCAUGUGUGCCGUCCCGUGUGACUACUGCCCGUCAGUCGCUGCGGAGAAGGCGUCGUCGUCGAGCAAGUCAGUCGACGGGCCUUCUGUUUCUCAGGAAGUUGGCGACAAGCAGGAAGCCGCCGCUGCCUCGAUGUUCGCCGUCAAGACGUGCCUGAAGUGCGAGGUGUCAAUGUGCCAGGAGCACGUCAAACCACAUCUGGAACUGCCGGCGUUUCGUGAGCAUCCACUAACGGACCCUAUGAACGACUUCUGGAAGAGGAAGUGUCCAGAUCAUGAUGAGAUAUUCAGAUACUACUGCAUGGACGACAAGAUGUGUGUUUGCAACGCCUGCACUAUCGAAGGAGGACACUCGGGACACACAAUCAAGACCCUGAAAAACACCAUGAAAGAUCUGAAGGGAGCGCUGGAUAAGCAGCUGUAUCGGGUUGACAGGAAGUACAGCAUGGCAGAGAAGAAACUCCAGGAGCAGAAGGAGAAGGAGAGGCACAAUAAGAAGUUCAUGGACGACUCGGAGCAGUGCUUGAACAGGCUUGGCGAGGAGAUGAAGGCCAAAGUUCUCCGCUUCAUCACCCGGCUGAGAGAAUGCACGCGCACCCACUGUGACACCAACGGGCCGGCCAUUCAGAAGAACAUCUCCAAGAUCUGCCAGGACCAAGCCCGCCUGCAGGAAGUCCGUUGCGGCCUCGAGACCCUCAUGCAGGAAAACGACCCUUUCCGCUUCAUCGAGGCGUACAAGACAACAGGAAGACAGUGCCGCAGACAGCUGAGAAAAAACAUGUUCUACCCAGAAUACAUCGACAUGGAGACGGAGGUCCUCGGAGUUAUGAUGGAGGACGAAAUGAGAAAGUUCCUUGACGAGGAACUUCCGUGUCACAUCGUCGCUGCCAUUAACUCUCUGUGCCAUCUUUCAGAUCUAGAGGAGGAAGAGGAGCAGGACGACAACGAGGAAGAGGCUGCGGAGGAGGAGGAAGACGACGACGACGACCUGGACGACAGCAGCGAGGAAGAAAUGAGGAGCGAGGGAGAGGAGGAGGAAGACGAGGAGGAGGAGGAAGGACACGAACGGAGCGAGGUGGCCGACGACCUUUACAGCCCGGGGGAGGAUGAGGAGGAGGAAGAAGAAGAGGAAGAGGUUGAGGAGGAGGACGACGAUGAUGAUGAUGAUGACGACGAUGACGAUGAGGACGAUGAAGAGAGAGGGGUUUAAUGACAGGAUUUGUACGUUUCUUUUUUUUUUUUUAUACCAGUUUAAGCACUUUUUGGAUUUGACUGUGGGCGAAGGAACCCGUCUUCUUCUUCUUCUUCUUGAAUGUCUCAUGUACAGAACCGCUGCCACACUUUGCCUCAAACCCUCCGGUGACGAGACGGAGGAUGACGAUGACGAUGACGAGCCGCGGACGACACUAAAUUAAACUCGUGCACUGACAAUCCGCCCGUGUGACUCUCUCUCUCUCCACUAAAACCUACUUUACUUAAACUUUACUUAAACUUUACUUAAGGUGCUUUUACAUCGGAGGACUUUUGCUGUAAACACAUAACGUGAAUGUGAAUGUGCAAUUAAAGAAACAAUAUUUGACUGGAUGGAUUCAAACACUUAACGUAGAAAUCGGCAAACCCUCUUGUUUCUCUCUGAUUGCCUGAAUUUUUUUUUUUUUCUACAAAUUUACUACAAACAUUUUACAAAAUGUGAUGAAUUUGGUUGUAAAUUUUAGAUUUAAAACUACUAGAUUUAAUCUGGUUUGUUUCAAAAAACAAAAAAGUUCAGACGUAGUUUAAUUUAGUUUUCCAUUACCAUACAAAGCCUUUUUGACCAGUCUCCUUGUGAACAGGCCAUAUAUAUAUAUAAAAAUAUAAAUAUAUAAAUAUAAAUAUAUAUAUUUCCUGAAGGAGAUAAAAGUGAAUCAAACACACACACAUGGUUCAUAUUAAUCUACUUGAAUGAGUCCUGUGUUUUUAAGCUAGAGUCGAACACUGGAAGCCAAAGAGUGAGGAUGUGUGUGUGUGUGAUACUUUUUUUUUUUUUUUUUUUUUUGCUUUGAGAAGAAGUUUGUUUGCUCAGCAUG
Molecule: messenger RNA, 2916 nt
Organism: Scomber japonicus (chub mackerel)
Lineage: Eukaryota; Metazoa; Chordata; Actinopteri; Scombriformes; Scombridae
Exons: 8
Coding region: 516-2060 (514 amino acids)
Molecular function (GO): zinc ion binding
Source: RefSeq, a predicted model, not a curated record